CACCACCGUACACAGAGAAAACGGCUUCUUUUUUUUCCCCAUAAGUUUUUUGGAUUAAAGAGUAGUCCAUUGUAAACACUUAAGGUUUGCUCAUUUGAUUAGAGAGUAUGUAUUACUAAAAAUGCAUGUUUUUUCACUAGAUUACAAAUUAUGUAGGCUAUUGCUAAAACGGCAUGUUAUUUGACUAAAUUAGAAAGUAUGUAUUACUAAAACAGAACGUUAUUUCACUAGAUUAGAAAGUAUGUAUUACUAAAACAGAACGUUAUUUCACUAGAUUAGAAAGUAUGUAUUACUAAAACAGAACGUUAUUUCACUAGAUUAGAAAGUAUGUAUUACUAAAACAGAACGUUAUUUCACUAGAUUAGAAAGUAUGUAUUACAUUUUCAUGCUAACACAUUUCCGAUCAUUUGAUCAAAUGCUGACUGACUUAUUGCUAAUUAUUGGAUUGUCAUCACUCAAUGGUAAUAUAUUGAUGUUUGGACAUAUAGCCUACAUACCAUUGAGAUAAGUGAUGCUAGGACAUAUACAUACAAUUGAGAUAAGUGAUGCUAGGACAUAUACAUACAAUUGAGAUAAGUGAUGUUAGGACACAUACAUACAAUGGUGAUGGUUGAUGUUAGGACAUAUAGCUUACAUACAAUUGAGAUAAGUUAUGUUAGGACAUAUACAUAAAAUAGUGAUAAUUGAUUUUAGGACAUAUACAUACAAUGGUGAUGGUUGAUGUUAGGACAUAUAUAUACAAUUGAGAUAAAUGGUGUUAGGAAAAUUAAUUAAAAUUGUGAUAAGUAAUGUAAGGGCAUGUACAUACAAUGAUGAUAGAUGAUGUUAGAACAUAUAGCCUACAUAUAAUUGAGGUAAGUGAUGUUAGGACAUAUACUUAUAAUUGUAAUAAGUACUAUAAGGACAUAUACAUACAAUGGUGAUAAUUGAUGUUAUGACAUAUACAAUUGUGAUGUAAUAAUGCAUCCAUAUCAAUGUGAUAAGUGAUGUCAGGACAUAUAUAUAGUGUAGUGAUAAAUGAUGUUAAGACACAUACAUUUAUACUAAAAAAGACAGACAUCAUGGUAGUGUCUUUCUCUGUCUCUUGUAAUAGUUAGUAAUACUACAUUCCUUCAUUCUACUUAUUGUUGAACUACACCAACAUUGUCAAAGCCUUCCUUGUACACCAACAUUGUCAGAGCCUUCCAUGUACACCGCCAGUGCCUUGCUUGUACACUACCAUUGUCAGUGCCUUCGUUGUACAACAACAUUGUCAGUGCCUUCCUUGUACACUAACAUUGUCAGUGCCUUCCUUGUACAACAACAUUGUCAGUGCCUUCCUUGUACAACAACAUUGUCAGUGCCUUCCUUGUACAACAACAUUGUCAGUGCCUUCCUUGUACAACAACAUUGUCAGUGCCUUCCUUGUACAACAACAUUGUCAGUGCCUUCCUUGUACAACAACAUUGUCAGUGCCUUCCUCGUACACUAACAUUGUCAGUGCCUUCCUUGUACACUAGUGUCUUCCUUGUACACCAACAUUGUGAGUGCCUUCCUUGUACACCAACAUCGUCAGUGCCUUCCUCGUAAUGUCACUGAAACAACAGACAUAAGUCAUGGACCUCUGGAUAGAUUAACAUAGCUCACCGUUUAAACACAUAGAAAGUGUUUUUUUUUUUUUACUUUAAUGUGUCUGAUUGUUUUUUUUAACACACUUUGCUCUCAAAUGCCCUUAGAACAUGUCGUUGAUGUCCACAGAUCCGCAGGGUCAAAGGUCAUAGUUUGACAGCUAAACGUGUUGAUGCGAUAUGUCGUCAUGCUGGCACGUUUUGCCCUGUGUGUCCACGUGUUUGUACUGACCAUCAGGCCUCAGCUGAUGACCCUGGCUUCUAAACAAGUUGGCCUCUUGCUACCCGCAACCAAUUCGUCUGACGUAAGCAAGGUCAAGGCUGGACCAAACUCCACCCAGUCCGAGAUGUGGGGCGUGGUCAUCCUUGACGCUAUCGCCAGGACUGAAAUUUGGCUUCAUAACGUCUUCGGACGGACGUUUGACGCCAACAUGACGGCAGUAUGGCGCCACUCCGAGCGAUGUGAUGAGAAGACAGCCCUGGGAGAGACAGUCAAGUUGAAAGAACAGGGAGUCAGUGUUAUAGUGGGACCUCCUUGUCCAGCUGGUAAGUACACAAUAUACAUCCAUUGGCAUCAUGUAUACAGUAUACACCCAUUGGUAGUAAGUACACAAUAUACACAUAUUGAUGUGUGGUACAUAAUGUAUGCCUACUGGUGGUAAUUACACAAUACGUACAACUAUUGGUGUUAAGUACACAAUGUGCCCCUAUUGAUGGUAAGUACACCAUGUACACAUAUUGGUGGUAAGUACAAGUACAAAAUGUACAUAAAUUUGGGGAUAAGUAUACAAUGUACACCUAUUGGUGUUAAGUACAGUAUCCUUAUAGGCAAACAACAAUAUCACGUGAUUGGCAGUAUCAUAUCAUUUGGCAAGUAUUUCAUGUACAAUCAACAGAAUGUAUCCAUUCCUGGAAUAUAGCAAUGUCAUGUCUUAUAUUUACUGCCUCUAAAUCCUCGCCGGGCAGGAGCGUAGAACGGGCGUGGGAGGGGGGGGGGUCCACCCUGGGUGGCACUUCUUUCUGUAUAUUGAGGGGUUGCAUUUUCGGCAAUAGCAGUGUUUUUUCGGCCAAUGAGGGUGACAAAUAUCUGGGCCCGCCCUGGGUGGCACUAAACCUAUAUCACCACUGGCACCAGAUCCACUUGGCCACGUUAGCCAGACCCACUUGGCCGCUGUCACCAGACCCACUUGGCCACUGUCACCAGACCCAUUUGGCAACUUUCACCACACACACCUGGUCACUGUCACCAGACCCACUUGGCCACUGUCAUCCGACACACUUGGCACUGUCACACGACACACUCGACUACUGUCACCAGACCGCUCUUGGCCACUGUCACCCGACACACUUGGUCACUGAUACCAGACCCACUUGGCCACUGUCACCAAACGCACUUGGCCACCGUCACCAGAAUCACUUGACCACUGCCACCAGACCCACUUGAUAUUCUUUCAUUUAAUUAUUAUAAUGUCUUAGUAAGGGGCACAUCGCUUUGUAAACUAUUUCUAUCUUGCUUCAAAUGCUGUGCAAGAGAAAGAGUUUGAGAGUCACUGGUGUUAUGACAAGUAGAGGAUACCUGCUCGAAUUGUAAAAUGAGAGAAAAUGAAUCAGUUUAUUGGAAGCAUUCAUGAGUGUCUCUCGUGGACAAUGUGGAGACGGAAAUCAAAUCUGUGCCAGCCUGUCCCUCGGGGCAAUGGCUCGACUAAUCUCAUUGGUUUUUGUCGUAGAACAACGGGUGGGACUUCCCAGCAAUAGCAUUUCAUUUCUUUGCCAUAAGGCAAUGAGAUAAGAAAUGGUUGUCAUUCAUCAAGAAAUUGUUGCCAUUCACUAAGAAAUGUUUGUCAUUCACCAAGAAAUGGUUGUCAUUCACUAAGAAAUGGUUGUCAUUCACCAAGAAAUUGUUGCCAUUUUCUAAGAAAUGGUUUCCAUUCACCAAGAAAUGGUUUCCCUUCACAAAGAGAGUGAUCUCAUUUAAAGUUAAUCUCAUUGAUUCACCAUCUCACUGAUUCACCAUCUCACUGAGUCACCAUCUCACUGAUUCACCAUCUCAUGUUUCACCAUCUCACUGAUUCACCGUCUCACUGAUUCACCAUCUCAUGAUUCACCAUCUCAUUGAUUCCCCAUCUCAUGAUUCACCAUCUCACUGACUCACCAUCUCAUAAUUGACCAUCUCACUGACUCACCAUCUAAUUGACUCACCAUCUCACUGACUCACCAUCUCACUGACUCACCAUCUCACUGACUCACCAUCUCACUGACUCACCAUCUCACUGACUCACCAUCUCACUGACUCCCCAUCUCACUGACUCACCAUCUCAGCGAUUCAACAUCGCAGUGACUUACCAAUAACACCGAUCAAUGAACUCCCUGAUUUAACAAUGUCAUUGGUCAACCAUCUAAUGCAUUCAGCUUUCACAAUGGUAUCUAUACACUAUCUUUACAAAAAACUAUUGACCAGACAAUGGCUUUAUAACGUUAGACAACGGUGAGAUUCCAGAUGUGUCAUUUCCGGAACGUGACUUGGCCAAUGGUCAAGGGUCAUAUAGUGCUUGGAGGCACUAUGCUUAACGCUAGGGGUGGUGCAGGCACAGGCUUGAGCUGGUUACUAAACUAAUUAGACCUCAUACAGUGGUCCGCCUGACGUCAUACGUCGCAUGGGCUAGCUACAGAUGGUAUUUAAUGAGACAACAUACUGUCUGCCUGACCUCUAACGCUGGUUAACAGUGGCCAACCCCACACUGCCCAGGGUGUAGAGUUAGCAAUUGCCCCAUCUUACACACACACACAGACACACGCACACACAUAUACACAUACACACACUUUUUGUUUCACAGUUAGCUAGGGCUGAGUGGGCACCUACCCGGGUACCCGGUAUUGCCGAGUAUUGGCACACUCGGCACAUGACCUGACCAGGCACUAGGGAAAGUUACCGGGUGUUCAACAAAGAGUUCGUCUCUUAUUUGACAUCAUUGUGUAUAGAACUAACACAUCAUUUGACAUCAUUGUGUAUAGAAUUGACACAUCCUUUGACAUCAUUGUGUAUAGAACUAACACAUCAUUUGACAUCAUUGUGUAUAGAACUGACACAUCAUUUGACAUCAUUGUGUAUAGAACUGACACAUCAUUUGACAUCAUUGUGUAUAGAACUAACACAUCAUUUGACAUCAUUGUGUAUAGAACUGACACAUCAUUUGACAUCAUUGUGUAUAGAACUAACACAUCAUUUGACAUCAUUGUGUAUAGAACUGACACAUCAUUUGACAUCAUUGUGUAUAGAACUAACACAUCAUUUGACAUCAUUGUGUAUAGAAUUGACACAUCAUUUGACAUCAUUGUGUAUAGAACUAACACAUCAUUUGACAUCAUUGUGUAUAGAACUGACACAUCAUUUGACAUCAUUGUGUAUAGAACUGACACAUCAUUUGACAUCAUUGUGUAUAGAACUGACACAUCAUUUGACAUCAUUGUGUAUAGAACUAACACAUCAUUUGACAUCAUUGUGUAUAGAACUGACACAUCAUUUGACAUCAUUGUGUAUAGAACUAACACAUCAUUUGACAUCAUUGUGUAUAGAACUAACACAUCAUUUGACAUCAUUCUGUAUAGAACUGACACAUCAUUUGACAUCAUUGUGUAUAGAACUAACACAUCAUUUGACAUCAUUGUGUAUAGAAUUGACACAUCCUUUGACAUCAUUGUGUAUAGAACUAACACAUCAUUUGACAUAAUUGUGUAUAGAACUAACACAUCAUUUGACAUAAUUGUGUAUAGAACUAACACAUCAUUUGACAUAAUUGUGUAUAGAACUAACACAUCAUUUGACAUAAUUGUGUAUAGAACUAACACAUCAUUUGACAUAAUUGUGUAUAGAACUAACACAUCAUUUGACAUAAUUGUGUAUAGAACUAACACAUCAUUUGACAUAAUUGUGUAUAGAACUAACACAUCAUUUGACAUAAUUGUGUAUAGAACUAACACAUCAUUUGACAUAAUUGUGUAUAGAACUAACACAUCAUUUGACAUAAUUGUGUAUAGAACUAACACAUCAUUUGACAUAAUUGUGUAUAGAACUAACACAUCAUUUGACAUAAUUGUGUAUAGAACUAACACAUCAUUUGACAUAAUUGUGUAUAGAACUAACACAUCAUUUGACAUAAUUGUGUAUAGAACUAACACAUCAUUUGACAUAAUUGUGUAUAGAACUAACACAUCAUUUGACAUAAUUGUGUAUAGAACUAACACAUCAUUUGACAUAAUUGUGUAUAGAACUAACACAUCAUUUGACAUAAUUGUGUAUAGAACUAACACAUCAUUUGACAUAAUUGUGUAUAGAACUAACACAUCAUUUGACAUAAUUUUGUAUAGAACUAACACAUCAUUUGACAUAAUUGUGUAUAGAACUGACACAUCAUUUGACAUAAUUGUGUAUAGAACUGACACAUCUUUUGACAUAAUUGUGUAUAGAACUAACACAUCAUUUGACAUAAUUGUGUAUAGAACUGACACAUCAUUUGACAUAAUUGUGUAUAGAACUGACACAUCAUUUGAUAAAAUUAUGUAUAGAACUGACACAUCAUUUGACAUCAUUGUGUUUAGAACUAACACAUCAUUUGACAUAAUUGUGUAUAGAACUAACACAUCAUUUGACAUAAUUGUGUAUAGAACUGACACAUCAUUUGACAUAAUUGUGUAUAGAACUAACACAUCAUUUGACAUAAUUGUGUAUAGAACUAACACAUCAUUUGACAUAAUUUUGUAUAGAACUGACACAUCAUUUGACAUAAUUGUGUAUAGAACUAACACAUCAUUUGACAUAAUUGUGUAUAGAACUAACACAUCAUUUGACAUAAUUUUGUAUAGAACUGACACAUCAUUUGACAUAAUUGUGUAUAGAACUAACACAUCAUUUGACAUAAUUGUGUAUAGAACUAACACAUCAUUUGACAUAAUUGUGUAUAGAACUAACACAUCAUUUGACAUAAUUGUGUAUAGAACUAACACAUCAUUUGACAUAAUUGUGUAUAGAACUAACACAUCAUUUGACAUAAUUGUGUAUAGAACUAACACAUCAUUUGACAUAAUUGUGUAUAGAACUAACACAUCAUUUGACAUAAUUGUGUAUAGAACUAACACAUCAUUUGACAUAAUUGUGUAUAGAACUAACACAUCAUUUGACAUAAUUGUGUAUAGAACUAACACAUCAUUUGACAUAAUUGUGUAUAGAACUAACACAUCAUUUGACAUAAUUGUGUAUAGAACUAACACAUCAUUUGACAUAAUUGUGUAUAGAACUAACACAUCAUUUGACAUAAUUGUGUAUAGAACUAACACAUCAUUUGACAUAAUUGUGUAUAGAACUAACACAUCAUUUGACAUAAUUGUGUAUAGAACUAACACAUCAUUUGACAUAAUUGUGUAUAGAACUAACACAUCAUUUGACAUAAUUGUGUAUAGAACUAACACAUCAUUUGACAUAAUUGUGUAUAGAACUAACACAUCAUUUGACAUAAUUGUGUAUAGAACUAACACAUCAUUUGACAUAAUUGUGUAUAGAACUAACACAUCAUUUGACAUAAUUGUGUAUAGAACUAACACAUCAUUUGACAUAAUUGUGUAUAGAACUAACACAUCAUUUGACAUAAUUGUGUAUAGAACUAACACAUCAUUUGACAUAAUUGUGUAUAGAACUAACACAUCAUUUGACAUAAUUGUGUAUAGAACUAACACAUCAUUUGUCAUAAUUGUGUAUAGAACUAACACAUCAUUUGACAUAAUUGUGUAUAGAACUGACACAUCAUUUGACAUAAAUGUGUAUAGAACUAACACAUCAUUUGACAUAAUUGUGUAUAGAACUGAAACAUCAUUUGACAUAAUUGUGUAUAGAACUAACACAUCAUUUGACAUAAUUGUGUAUAAAACUAACACAUCUUUUGACAUAAUUGUGUAUAGAACUAACACAUCUUUUGACAUAAUUGUGUAUAGAACUAACAAAUCAUUUGACAUAAUUGUGUAUAGAACUAACACAUCAUUUGACAUAAUUUUGUAUAGAACUGACACAUCAUUUGACUUAAUUGUGUAUAGAACUAACACAUCAUUUGACAUAAUUGUGUAUAGAACUAACACAUCAUUUGACAUAAUUUUGUAUAGAACUGACACAUCAUUUGACAUAAUUGUGUAUAGAACUAACACAUCAUUUGACAUAAUUGUGUAUAGAACUGACACAUCAUUUGACAUAAUUGUGUAUAGAACUGACACAUCAUUUGACAUAAUUGUGUAUAGAACUAACACAUCAUUUGACAUAAUUGUGUAUAGAACUGACACAUCAUUUGACAUAAUUGUGUAUAGAACUGACACAUCAUUUGACAUAAUUGUGUAUAGAACUAACACAUCAUUUGACAUAAUUGUGUAUAGAACUAACACAUCUUUUGACAUAAUUGUGUAUAGAUCUAACACAUCUUUUGACAUAAUUGUGUAUAGAACUUACACAUCAUUUGACAUAAUUGUGUAUAGAACUAACACAUCUUUUGACAUAAUUGUGUAUAGAACUAACACAUCUUUUGACAUAAUUGUGUAUAGAACUAACACAUCUUUUGACAUAAUUGUGUAUAGAACUAACACAUCUUUUGACAUAAUUGUGUAUAGAACUAACACAUCUUUUGACAUAAUUUUGCAUUGAACUAGUUCAGAAUUUUUUUAUUUUUUUUGUUAUUUCAAAAGCAAUAGGUUCAUUAUGGAGUAUACCAGAAUUCAGUGUUUCUAGCAGACUUUUUGAUUAUGAAAAAGAAUUUUAAGCGUCCUUUGGAGGCAUAGCGCCCAUAACUAUGAAUAGAAUUCACUCCGGUUUUUGGUUUUCCAAGUGUAAUCAUUUGGCACAUACUUAUAUUUAACCGCCGACUGUAACAUUGAUUAGCGUUAGGGCAAAAAUGGAUGGUGCCGAAGUCAGCUGAGAGCAUUCAAAAUGCUUCGAUGCAUUUUGGCAAAUACGUGAAUUUGAUUUUUUAAUACAACUUUGAGGGGCAUUUUAAACUUUAGUAUGGAAAGCACCAGAAUGAGCCAAAAUGUGUGAUCAUUGAUGUCCCGAACUCCGCCAUAGCCCAACUUGAACUAAACUCAUUCCUGGUAUGCCACCCUUGAGGGUAUGCAUUUGCCCGAACAUAUUAUCGCUUCUUUAAUCUUUGAUAAAUUUAAAAUACAAGAAUGCAUUUUAGCACAUAGUUGAAUUUAGUUUUGCAACACUUAAUUUGAGAGUAUAACGGAAGAGAUGCUAGUUAAAAAAAUAAGCUCUGCCCCUCCCCCUUCAGAAUAUCUGCUUUAAAAUGGCAAUGUAUAAUUCUGAAUGUGUUUGGUCACAAUAUGACAAUUAUAACAGAGGUCAAUACCCACUAUGUUUUGAUUAUAAUAUGAUCUAUUGAUGUUUAAAAUAUUGGUGAUUACCUUAUUAAUGGUUAACCUAUUGGUGUUUAACAUAUUGAUGUUUAAUCCAUUGAUGUUUAACAUGUUGGUGUUAAACCUAUUGGUUUCAACAUAUUGGUGUUUAGACGCCUAUUUUAAUCUCUGCUAGUUCUAUACAUUAACUUCUCCCAAAUGGAAGGAAAACAUUCUGGAAAAUGAGAAGAUAACUCUAUUUUAACACCCGGACGGGAUUUGGACGCGCCGGGUAUAAUCUGAGAAUACCCGGACCAAGAACGGGUGUGACCAGCACUGCGACCAGCUCAGUCCUUCUUUGACAACCCAAAUGUCCCAUGUUACUGUACUUCUUUUAGCAACGACAACCCCAAAUGUACCAUGUUACUGUACUUCUUUUAGCUACGACAACCCCAAAUGUACCAUGCUACUGUACUUCUUUUAGCUACGACAACCCCAAAUGUACCAUGUUACUGUACUUCUUUUAGCUACGACAACCCCUAAUGUCCCAUGUUACUGUACUUCUUUUAGCUACGACAACCCCAAAUGUACCAUGCUACUGUACUUCUUUUUGCUACGACAACCCCAAAUGUACCGUGUUACUGUUCGUAUAUUAGCUACGACAAUCCGAAAUGCCCAAUGUUACUGUACUUCUCUUGUUCCAUAUUACUGUAGUUCUAUUGUCCCAUGGUACUGUACUUCUCUUGUCUUAUGUUACUGUACUUUUUCAAUGAUGGGAUCAAAAUUACAUUAAAAUGACGUUGUAAUAUUACCUGUCUCCAUAAAAUUGUAAUCUUUUAAUCUUCGCAUCAUAUGAACACGGAAUUAUGUGAUGACGUAAUCAUGUAACAACGUAGUAAAUUGAUUUGUAACAAAAGAAUGAGAUUUUAAGGAUAUAACGACUUAAUGAUGUUUCUCGUAAUGACAUAACAUUAUCAGGAUAUCCCGACUUAAUGAUGUUCUCCCUCUGCAGCGGUACGAGUUGUCGCCCUGUUAGGCUCCUACUCCAACACACCGGUCGUGACGUGGGUUCCGAUCAACCAUGACCUCAGUGGUCAGAAUGAAGGGGACCUUUCAACUUUCGGUUCAUUUCACGACUUUGCCAAGUCCGCUUUUGUUGUCAUAAAACAUUUCAAGUGGACGAAAAUAGGUCAGUUGCAUCAUUAAAAGGUCAUGUCCUCAAUAAAAAGGUCAGUUGCCUCAAUAAAAGGUUAGUUGUCUCAUACAAAACCCUUUUUAAUGCGUAGUCUUGUCCUCACAAUUUUCGCUGAGUAGUUGAGUACAUAUAUUAAACGAUUAUCAUUAUAAAUGUUACACUUUCAUCCAAUGAUCUUUCAACAAUUUCAAACAAUGAUCUUUCAACACUUUCAUCCAAUGAUCUUUCAACACUUUCAUCCAAUGAUCUUUCAAAACUUUCAUCAAACAUGUAUCUAAUGAGUAUCAAGCCCAUGUCAUUAAUCUCGCCAUCCAUACUGUAAAGAAUGUCAUAUAUCUCCCCAGUUAUACUGUAUGAAAAGAAUGUCAUGUAUCUCCCCAGCCAUACUGUAUGAAAAGAAUGUCAUGUAUCUCCCCAGCCAUAUUGUAUGAAAAGAAUGUCAUGUAUUUCCCCAGCCAUACUGUAUGAAAAGAAUGUCAUGUAUCUCCCCAGCCAUACUGUAUGAAAAGAAUGUCAUGUAUCUCCCCAGCCAUACUGUAUGAAAAGAAUGUCAUGUAUCUCCCCAGCCAUACUGUAUGAAAAGAAUGUCAUGUAUCUCCCCAGCCAUACUGUAUGAAAAGAAUGUCAUGUAUCUCCCCAGCCAUACUGUAUGAAAAGAAUGUCAUGUAUCUCCCCAGCUAUACUGUAUGAAAAGGAUGUCAUGUAUCUCCCCAGCCAUACUGUAUGAAAAGAAUGUCAUGUAUCUCCCCAGCCAUACUGUAUGAAAAGAAUGUCAUGUGUCUCCCCAGCCAUACUGUAUGAAAAGGAUGUCAUGUGUCUCCCCAGCCAUACUGUAUGAAAAGGAUGGCAUGUGCGACUAUCUGGUAGAAGAAAUCAGGAACCAACUGGUGUCCGAGGAUGCACCGUCUCUGGUUCUUGUGGUCACAUUACGUCACGGGAACAGAACGGCAGUCGUGGACGGUUUGACCAAAGCCAAAGUCUUGACCAGAAGUAAGUGUCGCAUAUUCAUAGCCGUAGCAUAUAAGAUAAACAACAUAAGAUAAAGAACAUGCUGUUAGUAUAGAAAUUGGUUUUAGAUGGGAUAGUCAAAUGUUUAAUUGUUUUCUUCUAUAUAAUCUACGCAGAAUGUCAUUUUUACCAAACACCUUCUGUGCAUCUAUUUAAUGUUUGGUGGGAUCUCAUCAGACGUAGGUUGUAAACCCACUGUUACAGAUAAACUAAUGCCUGAUUUAUAAACAAUUGCAAUUUCGCUAAUAGCUAAAUGUCUCUUCAUAUGUUUCGGCAAAGGCUGCGACUAUUUGCACUCGGGUACCAGAAGUGAGAGGUUGGGAUUAAAAAACUAUUUAAAAUAUUAUUGUUGGGUAUUAGCAUUGGUCUAUUUAUAACUAUUAUUUUGGCUGUCACAUUGUGAGGAUGGUAGGUUGCUGUGAGUUUUGUUCCAUCUUCCUUUGUGUUUUGACUAGGUUUAAAGCGUGAUCGUACUGAUCACAUAUAGACUGUAUGUACUCAAGAACAACGUAUCAUAAUCACAUGCAUAUAUGUGGGUACUAGAGAAAAACAUAUGGCAUUUCUACAUACAUUUCUGGAGUGUAAACCCCAUCCAUCUAUACCAACUAAAAUUCCCCUCCGAUUGGCUGAACAGGUUCGCAACCUCAAUUCGUUUCACUUUAGCGGCCAAUUCUUCAACCAAAUCAGUGGUGUUGCUAUGGGGACUAAAAUAGGACCCAGCUACGCAAGUUUAUCAUGGUACAUUGCGAACAAAUGAUAAAAAGAAACGAUACUGGACGCCUCCCUGAAGUUAACAUCUCUUGUCUCUGAGACCUCGGUCAACUUUUUGGGACAUUACGAUCAACCAUUUCAAAGACAGCCUACUCACCUCCGCCUAGUUUAAACCUACUGACAACCACAGCCAUCUACACUACUCUUCCUUCCAUUCUAAAUCCUGUAAAGACUCUAUUCUCUUUUCUCAAUUGCUUCGUCUUCGUAGACUUUGCCAGUCAAUGGCUGACUUUUGGGACAAGGCACUUGAGAUGAUUGACUAUUUCCGAUGUAAGUCCUACCCGUAGACAAUACUUUCAUCGGCCCUUCAAAUGUUGAAAAAUAUGACCGAUCCUGAAGCCUUCUGGUGACACCCAAGGGACAAUUGUGGCAGGACCAAACUUAUUCUGACAUAUCCUCAAUAUCUCACUCCUCCAAACACUGCUCUACGCCAUUUUCCUUAACAACCGUGACAUUCUCCUCGCCGACCUUGACACACCAGACAUUUUCUGUCUCCGUCGUCUCUCAUUGUUUUCAGACGGGAUCAAAUCUGCGAGACAUGCUUGUGCGAAGUCGUAUCAAAGCUCCCCCCCUCCCUCUUUGUCACCAAGCCAUGCGGACGCAGUCGUUGCAAUCCUUACCCUUUUUCGCCUAGACUCAACACAUUCUCUUCGCAGUUUUCAGAUAAGGGGCGGUUUCUUUUGUACGAACCCCGCUAUUGUCUACGCCAUUGUUAUCACCCGUUGCCAUAUGUCGUAUAUAGGCGAGACAGGACGUCUAAUCUCUAAUAGAUGUACUGCACACCUCCGUCUUAUUACGCAAGAUAAUGAGUGUCCCUUCUUGAAACACUUCCAUAGAAGCCCCCUCAUGGGUUCUGUGGAUUUUAAUAUUAGUGCGGUUCAUGAUUUACACUAAACCACCUAGCCGGGUGAUGUUGGCAAACAAGCUGAUCCAGACUUAUGGAACAUUGACACCCCAUGGCAUGAAUGGCAUCGUCUCAUUCACCUGUUCUCCGCCGCCUCCUCGUCACGACCAAUCGCAGUGGAUUUACUUUCAUCCUCUUCUUUCCCCCUUUGCCUGUAUUUAACCUCUCACCUACUCAUGUUCUGUCACAUUCCUCUUGCAGUUCUCUCACCUACUUAUGUACUGUCACAUUCCUCUUGCAGUUCUCUCACCUACUUAUGUACUGUCACAUUCCUCUUGCAGUUCUCUCACCUACUUAUGUACUGUCACAUUCCUCUUGCAGUUGUCUCACCUACUUAUGUACUGUCACAUUCCUCUUGCAGUUCUCUUAGAUACUACAUUUCAGCUAAGUGUUAUUAAUAUUUCUGUUUCACUGUUGUUUCUUCGCUAAAGAAGGCUUCUUGCCGUCACGUUCGAUGCUUUGUUGUGUUCUUUUUCAGGUUUUCCCAUACUUUGUUUCGCUCAUUUCCUUUUUUUUACAUACAUGUGGUUGUUGUAGAAUGAUGUACACAUACAUACAUACAUGUGGGUAGUAUAGAAAAAAUAUUAAAUAACUACACAAAUAAAAAUAUAUAUUUUACAUUUCCAAGAUAAUUUUAUAAAAACUUCAGAAAUAGAAUUGUAUCAUUCAUGCUGUGGCUAAUAUUCAACUCUUUCCUCCCAUCGGACUUAACGUUGCUAUAUUGAAGCUUUGCUGCUCUGCAUGCCUCGCUACACACUGCACACUUUGCAAAAUGAAGCUGAGAUACUCGCCAUGACCUCGGGUUACUACGCUUUUCUCUAUUUGAGUUUUGAAGUCAGUCCACUCGUGGACGAACUGUACCAGAAAAGCCCAAAGCAGGGGAAAGAAUUCUUGGACUGCUUUCUACAACUUGGCCAGUUUCCUUAUUGGAGGAACGGAAUGGACGUGACACACAGGCACGGCGGAUGUAACCACAGUCUCUCAUUGCAGGUCAGAGAAACCUCUCACUACAGGUCAGAUAAUCUCUCAUUACAGGUCAGAGAAACCUCUCACUACAGGUCAGAGAUAGUCUCUCAUUGCAGGUCUGAGAAACCUCUCACUACAGGUCAGAGAUAGUCUCUCAUUGCAGGUCUGAGAAACCUCUCAAUACAGGUCAGAUAAUCUCUCAUUACAGGUCAGAGAAACCUCUCAAUACAGAUACUGUCUCAUUACAGGUCAGAUACUCUCCCAAUACAUAUCAGAUACUGUCCCAUUACAGGUCAGAUACUCUCCCAAUACAUAUCAGAUACUGUCCCAUUAUAGGUCAGAUACUAUCCCAAUUUAGGUCAGAUACUAUCCCACUUCAGGUCAGAUACUGUCCCAUUACAGGUCAGAUACUAUCCCAAUUUAGGUCAGAUACUAUCCCACUUCAGGUCAGAUACUGUCACAUUACAGGUCAGAUGAUACUGUUCCAUUACAGGUCAGAUACAAUCCCAAUACAUGUCAGAUAAUAUCCCAUUACAGGUCAGAUGAUAAUAUCCCAUUACAUGUCAGAUACUAUCCCAUUACAGGUCAGAUACUUUUAUAUAAAACAUCCGUGACAGAAACGGUUUAUCACUAUUAUUAUAGUUCUAUGUGCCAAUGUCAAGUGCCCCGUCUAUUCAUUGUAUCUUUAGUAUCCAUAUGUCUAGUUCCCCAUCCAUUAACUCUAUCUUUUGUAUCUCUUUGUCAAGGUCACUGCCAGUCCAUAUUUUUACGAUGCUGUGGUUCUAGCUGUUGUCAUGGUGCAGAGAAACGUUCAAGGGUUACCUAUGUAUGACUUCAAUGUCACAGGUAUGUAAAUUUAUGUCUGACUUCAAUGUCACAGGUAUGUAAAUCUAUGUCUGACUUCAAUGUCACAGGUAUGUAAAUCUAUGUCUGACUUCAAUGUCAAAGGUAUGUAAAUCUAUGUCUGACUUCAAUGUCAAUGGUAUGUAAAUCUAUGUCUGACUUUAAUGUCACAGGUAUGUAAAUCUAUGUCUGACUUUAAUGUCACAGGUAUGUAAUCCUAUGUCUGACUUUAAUGUCACAGGUAUGUAAAUCUAUGUCUGACGUCAAUGUCACAAGGAUGUAAAUCUAUGUCUGACUUUAUUGUCACAGGUAUGUAAAUCUAUGUCUGACUUUAAUGUCACAGAUAUGUAAAUCUAUGUCUGACUUUAAUGUCACAGGUAUGUAAAUCUAUGUCUGACUUCAAUGUCACAGGUAUGUAAAUCUAUGUCUGACUUCAAUGUCACAGGUAUGUAAAUCUAUGUCUGACUUCAAUGUCACAGGUAUGUAAAUCUAUGUCUGACUUUAAUGUCACAGGUAUGUAAAUCUAUGUCUGACUUCAAUGUCACAGGUAUGUAAAUCUUUGUCUGACUUCAAUGUCACAGGCAUGUAAAUCUAUGUCUGACUUCAAUGUCACAGGUAUGUAAAUCUAUGUCUGACUUCAAUGUCACAGGUAUGUAAAUCUAUGUCUGGUGUCAAUAUCACAGGUAUGUAAAUCUAUGUCUGACUUUAAAGUCACAGGUAUGUCAAUCUAUGUCUGACUUCAAUGUCAUAGGGAUGUAAAUCUAUGUCUGGUUUUAAUAUCACAGGUAUGUAAAUCUAUGUCUGACUUCAAUGUCACAGGUAUGUAAAUCUAUGUCUGGUGUUAAUGUCACAGGUAUGUAAAUCUAUGUCUGACUUUAAAAUCACAGGUAUGUAAAUCUAUGUCUGACUUUAAUGUCACAGGUAUGUAAAUCUAUGUCUGACUUUAAUAUCACAGGUAUGUAAAUCUAUGUCUGACUUCAAUGUCACAGGUAUGUAAAUCUAUGUCUGACUUCAAUGUCACAGGUAUGUAAAUCUAUGUCUGACUUUAAUGUCACAGGUAUGUAAAUCUAUGUCUGAUUUUAAUAUCACAGGUAUGUAAAUCUAUGUCUGGCUUCAAUAUCACAGGUAUGUAAAUCUAUGUCUGACUUUAAUCUCACAGAUAUGUAAAUCUAUGUCUGACUUUAAUGUCACAGGUAUGUAAAUCUAUGUCUGACUUUAAUAUCACAGGUAUGUAAAUCUAUGUCUGACUUUAAUAUCACAGGUAUGUAAAUCUAUGUCUGACUUUAAUAUCACAGGUAUGUAAAUCUAUGUCUGGCUUCAAUGUCACAGGUAUGUAAAUCUAUGUCUGGUUUUAAUGUCACAGGUAUUUAAAUCUAUGUCUGACUUUAAUAUCACAGGUAUGUAAAUCUAUGUCUGGCUUUAAUGUCACAGGUAUGUAAAUCUAUGCAUGGUGUCAAUGUCACAGGUAUGUAAAUCUAUGUCUGACGUCAAUGUCACAAGGAUGUAAAUCUAUGUCUGACUUUAAUGUCACAGGUAUGUAAAUCUAUGUCUGACUUCAAUGUCACCGGUAUGUAAAUCUAUGUCUGACCUCAAUGUCACAGGUAUGUAAAUCUAUGUCAGACUUUAAUAUCACAGGUAUGUAAAUCUAUGUCAGACUUUAAUAUCACAGGUAUGUAAAUCUAUGUCUGGUGUUAAUGUCACAGGUAUGUAAAUCUAUGUCUGACUUUAAUAUCACAGGUAUGUAAAUCUAUGUCUGACUUCAAUGUCACAGGUAUGUAAAUCUAUGUCUGACUUCAAUGUCACAGGUAUGUAAAUCUAUGUCUGACUUUAAUGUCACAGGUAUGUAAAUCUAUGUCUGAUUUUAAUAUCACAGGUAUGUAAAUCUAUGUCUGGCUUCAAUAUCACAGGUAUGUAAAUCUAUGUCUGACUUUAAUCUCACAGAUAUGUAAAUCUAUGUCUGACUUUAAUGUCACAGGUAUGUAAAUCUAUGUCUGACUUUAAUAUCACAGGUAUGUAAAUCUAUGUCUGACUUUAAUAUCACAGGUAUGUAAAUCUAUGUCUGACUUUAAUAUCACAGGUAUGUAAAUCUAUGUCUGACUUUAAUGUCACAGGUAUGUAAAUCUAUGUCUGACUUAAUGUCACAGGUAUGUAAAUCUAUGUCUGACUUUAAUGUCACAGGUAUGUAAAUCUAUGUCUGACUUUAAUAUCAAAGGUAUGUAAAUCUAUGUCUGACUUUAAUAUCACAGGUAUGUAAAUCUAUGUCUGACUUUAAUAUCCCAGGUAUGUAAAUCUAUGUCUGACUUUAAUAUCACAGGUAUGUAAAUCUAUGUCUGACUUUAAUGUCACAGGUAUGUAAAUCUAUGUCUGACUUCAAUGUCACAGGUAUGUAAAUCUAUGUCUGACUUGAAUGUCACAGGUAUGUAAAUCUAUGUCUGACUUCAAUGUCACAGGCAUGUAAAUCUAUGUCUGACUUCAAUGUCACAGGUAUGUAAAUCUAUGUCUGACUUUAAUGUCACAGGUAUGUAAAUCUAUGUCUGACUUCAAUGUCACAGGCAUGUAAAUCUAUGUCUGACUUCAAUGUCACAGGUAUGUAAAUCUAUGUCUGGUGUUAAUGUCACAGGUAUGUAAAUCUAUGUCAGACUUUAAUAUCACAGGUAUGUAAAUCUAUGUCUGGUGUUAAUGUCACAGGUAUGGAAAUCUAUUUCAGACUUUAAUAUCACAGGUAUGUAAAUCUAUGUCUGACUUUAAUGUCACAGGUAUGUAAAUCUAUGUCUGACUUCAAUGUCACAGGUAUGUAAAUCUAUGUCUGACUUCAAUGUCACAGGUAUGUAAAUCUAUGUCUGACUUCAAUGUCACAGGUAUGUAAAUCUAUGUCUGGUUUUAAUGCUAUAGGUAUGUAAAUCUUUUUUUUACUUUAAUGUCACAGUUAUUCAAUAUUUGUCUAGUUUCAAUGUCACAGAUAUGUCAAUGUUUGACAAGUUUUAAUGGCACAGGUAUUUCAACUUGUCCACAGCCCCACACCUCAAGACAGGUAACAUUGUGAUAGACAACAACGGGGUCCGUCAAGCCAGGUAUUACUUGUCUCACUUCCAGAACAGUGAUCACACCAAUGUAGCUGUCAUCACUACCGACAUGGCCCUGGUCACAACCCAAGAAAUUCUCUGGCCCCUGGCCUCUAUGCCGAUGUCAGAGAUGGAUUGUCAAGCCCCAGGUCAAACUUGCACAGGUGACAGGGGGAUUGAUGAAGUGGUGGAGUUGUCCCGUGUUCAACUCUUAAGUUAUGAAUUAGUUUUAUAACAGACCUGGCAUUUUUAUAGUGGUAGAAUAUUCUGGAAUAGUUCCUUGAAAAAGAUCAAAUUUAUUUACCACAUCUUUUUCAUAUCUGAUCAGUUUACACUUUGAUAUAUGCAGAUAUCUAUAAUCUAAUUCAGCUUUGAUAAGUAUACAUCUGAUCUGCGAUGAUCUCUAUUUCAGAUCUGACCAGUAUCAUAGCCGGUGCUUGUGGUGGGACACUACUGAUAAUCUCCUGCUUGGCGAUCUCCCUUUAUAUCUACAGGUUCACUGAUUUUAACUUCACAACAUUUAGACUGUAAACCUAGAGACAGAGUGUCCAGUUGUUAUGAAGGCAGGGGCGGAACUAGGGGUUGGUUUGGUAUUAAAAACUAUCUUUACUGAUGCAAGUUCAAAUGGGUCAGCAGUUCUAUCGUCAUCGCGACGGGUUGGCUCAAGUCAUGUGUUAAUGGAGAUCACGUGAUGUGAUGCGCUAAUCCAGGCCUGCACAACUCAAAAUGUAAGGCGGGGCCGAAUACUUUUUGAAAAACUUGUGCGGGCCAAAAGAAAAUAAGACAGGGGAAGGCUAUUAAGAAAAUAAUAAGAAUAAAGAAUAUUUCGUUACUUCGCGGGCCGCAAAGUGGGUGCUGGCGGGCCGCCUGUAGCCGUGGGCCGUAUGUUGUGCAGGCCUGCACUAAUAGAUUGCACGCUAUGUAUUAAUAGAAGCCUCGUUAGAGUUUGGAGGGCGUGGCUAGGUAGAUUUUUAGAGGUCAGUCGAAUAGUGAUAUGGGUCACAGAAACGGAUAUGAACCGUCAAAGGAAGCACAAUUAUUUUGAAUAUAGUAUACAAAUACAUGAGUCUAUGGUUGAAUAUAUACAAAUACAUGAGUCUAUGGUUGAAUAUAUACAAAUACAUGAGUCUAUGGUUGAAUAUAUACAAAUACAUGAGUCUAUGGUUGAAUAUAUACAAAUACAUGAGCCUAUAUUUGAAAACAUUAAAUUACAUGAAUCUACUGUUCAAUACAUACAAUGAAGAAGUUUGCUGUUGUACAAUGACUUUGAGUGUACUGUUGAAUAUAUAGCAUGACACGAGUUUACUAUUGUAUAGAUAAAAUGACCAUUUCUCCAGAAAACAUCAAAAUACGAAGCUGAAGGCAAAGAAAGAUUGGCUGAUAGAUGAUAAGGAGGUCAAGCGGAGAAGGAUGAAAAAUGGCAACUUUUGGGUGACAAAUACAGGGGCAACUACUCCAGCAGGGGCUACAAAUACAGGGGCAACUUCUCCAGCAGGGCUCACAACUUGCAAUGGCGCUGUCAAAAACAAAUUGGUGCGAAUGGUAAGCAAUGUGGCAAUCAUUGGAAUAAAUAGCAUCCUAGUGUACUUGUCAUAGUAUUGCUUCAGUCUCUGAAUAAUUGAAACAUAAAUAGCAUCCUAGUGUACUUGUCAUAGUAUUGCUUCAGUCUCUGAAUAAUUGAAACAUAAAUAGCAUCCUAGUGUACUUGUCAUAGUAUUGCUUCAGUCUCUGAAUAAUUGAAACAUAAAUAGCAUCCUAGUGUACUUGUCAUAGUAUUGCUUCAGUCUCUGAAUAAUUGAAACAUAAAUAGCAUCCUAGUGUACUUGUCAUAGUAUUGCUUCAGUCUCUGAAUAAUUGAAACAUAAAUAGCAUCCUAGUGUACUUGUCAUAGUAUUGCUUCAGUCUCUGAAUAAUUGAAACAUAAAUAGCAUCCUAGUGUACUUGUCAUAGUAUUGCUUCAGUCUCUGAAUAAUUGAAACAUAAAUAGCAUCCUAGUGUACUUGUCAUAGUAUUGCUUCAGUCUCUGAAUAAUUGAAACAUAAAUAGCAUCCUAGUGUACUUGUCAUAGUAUUGCUUCAGUCUCUGAAUAAUUGAAACAUAAAUAGCAUCCUAGUGUACUUGUCAUAGUAUUGCUUCAGUCUCUGAAUAAUUGAAACAUAAAUAGCAUCCUAGUGUACUUGUCAUAGUAUUGCUUCAGUCUCUGAAUAAUUGAAACAUAAAUAGCAUCCUAGUGUACUUGUCAUAGUAUUGCUUCAGUCUCUGAAUAAUUGAAACAUAAAUAGCAUCCUAGUGUACUUGUCAUAGUAUUGCUUCAGUCUCUGAAUAAUUGAAACAUAAAUAGCAUCCUAGUGUACUUGUCAUAGUAUUGCUUCAGUCUCUGAAUAAUUGAAACAUAAAUAGCAUCCUAGUGUACUUGUCAUAGUAUUGCUUCAGUCUCUGAAUAAUUGAAACAUAAAUAGCAUCCUAGUGUACUUGUCAUAGUAUUGCUUCAGUCUCUGAAUAAUUGAAACAUAAAUAGCAUCCUAGUGUACUUGNAGACAUACAUCGACAUUGGAAUGGUGCAAACAGGAGUAAGACAUACAUCGACAUUGGAAUGGUGCAAACAGGAGUAAGACAUACAUCGACAUUGGAAUGGUGCAAACAGGAGUAAUGAUGCAGGAUUGUUUGUAAAUAUCUCUAUAAAGCUAAUGUAAAUAUAGCUGUAUAGCUAAUGAAAAUAUUUAUAUAGAUAAUGUAAGUAUCUCUACAUAGUUAAUGUAAACAUCUUUAUAUAGCUGAAAUUAAAAUAUCUUUAUAGCUAAUGUAAAAAUCUUUAAAUAGAUAAUGUUAGUAUGUGUAUAUAGCUAAUGUAAGUAAAUCUAUAUAGAUUAUGUAGGUAUCUCACUAUUGCUAACGUAAGAAUAUCUCUAUUGCUAAUGUAAUAUUGUGAUAAUUACACAGGACAUUGAUAUUAGUCUCAAACAGUAACCACAUACAUUUACCAUGACAUCUACAGACUUGACAAUGACAUCUGCAGUCAGUGACCCUAAAAUCUACAGGCAGUAAUCUUGACAUCUACCAACAUAUAAAAUGACAUCUUUAGACAUUUAUCUGGAAAUUUACAGACAUUUACCAUGACAUCUACAGACAUUUAAAAUGACAUAUGUAGAGAGUAGCCAUGACAUCUACAGACAUUUACCAUGACAUCUACAGACAUUUACAAUGACAUAUAUAGAGAGUAGCCAUGACAUCUACAGACAUUUACCAUGACAUCUACAGACAUUUACCAUGACAUCUACGGACAUUUACCAUGACAUAUAUAGACAGUAGCCAUGACAUUUACAGAAAUAUAUCACUAACUCCAUCACACCAGAUCUAAUGCACAAUUAACUCCAGCUCAUCGUAUUACCGUCUGUAAUGUGUAACUAACUCAGCACACCAGUGUAAUGUGUAACUAACUCAGCACACCAGUGUUAUGUGUAACUAACUCAGCACACCAGUGUAAUGUGUAACUAGCUCAGCGCACCAGUGUAAUGUGUAACUAGCUCAGCACACCAGUGUAUUGUGUAACUAACUCAGCACACCAGUGUAAUGUGUAACUAACUCAGCACACCAGUGUAAUGUGUAACUAAUUCAGCACACCAGUGUAAUGUGUAACUAGCUCAGCGCACCAGUGUAAUGUGUAACUAACUCAGCACACCAGUGUAAUGUGUAACUAGCUCAGCGCACCAGUGUAAUGUGUAACUAACUCAGCACACCAGUGUAAUGUGUAACUAACUCAGCACACCAGUGUAAUGUGUAACUAACUCAGCACACCAGUGUAAUGUGUAACUAACUCAGCACACCAGUGUAAUGUGUAACUAACUCAGCACACCAGUGUAAUGUGUAACUAACUCAGCACACCAGUGUAAUGUGUAACUAACUCAGCACACCAGUGUAAUGUGUAACUAACUCAGCACACCAGUGUAAUGUGUAACUAACUCAGCACACCAGUGUAAUGUGUAACUAACUCAGCACACCAGUGUAAUGUGUAACUAACUCAGCACACCAGUGUAAUGUGUAACUAACUCAGCACACCAGUGUAAUGUGUAACUAACUCAGCGCACCAGUGUAAUGUGUAACUAACUCAGCACACCAGUGUAAUGUGUAACUAACUCAGCACACCAGUGUAAUGUGUAGCUAACUCAGCACACCAGUGUAAUGUGUAACUAACUCAGCACACCAGUGUAAUGUGUAACUAACUCAGCACACCAGUGUAAUGUGUAACUAACUCAGCACACCAGUGUAAUGUGUAACUAACUAAAGCAAAUCAGAUAUACAUCCCAUCACUAUACGGCCAAGAGGUUGAGCUCCAACAUCUCAAAUGUCACAAUGAGCUCACGGCUUCGUCCCCCUCCCCCUUGUCCCACCCCCCUCUUGUAACUGUUGUUACUUUGACUUUGGAUAUCCAUGGUGUUGGGACAAAUGUCAAGGUGUUGCCAUAAAUUGGGACAACUGUCAAGGUUUUACAAAAGCAGCAGAAAAUCACCAGAAAUAUCAGUGAGAUGGCCAACAAGCAUGGCCACCAUUAUCAGCACCAUCACAUCAACCAUAAUCUUCACAAUCAUCACACUCACCAUCACCAGUAUCACUAUAACUACCGCCACCAACACAAUCAACACCACUUACAGCCCCAACGUUAUCACCACCAUCACUAUCAUCAUGCUCCCUAACUCCAACACCACCACCUACUCUAUCAUAACCACCAGCAUCACCAUUACCACUAUCCCCACGAACACCAAGAUCACCACCAUAAUCAUCAUCGCCACCACCAUCCUCCCCAUUCUUACCAUCUCAACCACCAUCACAUCCACCAUCGUAUCCACCAUCACAUCCACCAUCACAACCACCAUCACAUCCACCAUCAUAUCCGCCAUCACAUCCGCCAUCACAUCCACCAUCACAUCCAUCACAUCCACCAUCACAUCCACCAUCACAUCCACCAUCAAAUCCACCAUCACAUCCACCAUCACAUCCAUCACAACCACCAGCACAUCCACAAUCACAUCCACCAUCACAUCCACCAUCACAGCCACCAUCACAUCCCCCAUCAUAUCCGCCAUCACAUCCGCCAUCACAUCCACCAUCACCUCCAUCACAUCCACCAUCACAUCCACCAUCACAUCCACCAUCACAUCCACCAUCACAUCCACCAUCACAUCCAUCACAUCCACCAGCACAUCCACCAUCACAUCCACCAUCACAUCCACCAUUACAUCCAUCACAUCCAUCACAUCCAUUGCAUCCACCAUCACAUCCACCAUCACAUCCAUCACAUCCACCAUGACAUCCACCAUCUCAACCACCAUCACAUACACCAUCUCAACCACCAUCACAUCCACCAUCACAUCCACCAUCACAUCCACCAUCACAUCCACCAUCACAUCCACCAUGACAUCCACCAUCUCAACCACCAUCACAUCCACCAUCACAUCCACCAUCUCAACCACCAUCACAUCCACCAUCUCAACCACCAUCACAUCCACCAUCCUAUCUACCAUCAUACCACCUUAAAUCGCCACUACUGCAACAACCACCAAUCUUAUCAGCCAAAUAUACAUUUUCCAUCACAAGAUUGAUGAACUUACCACAAAAAUUCACACAGUUUUCCUUCCCUUAGGAAACCCGAGGGACCCUGGGCCUUGGGUCCAACUGCAGCCUUGAUAAAUCCAUGCUCUAUGCCCCGAUUGGUAACUACAAGGUGGGCACUUUAUUUACAUUGAAUUUAAUUCAGAGAUCAAUCAUCAAUCAUAAGAAUCACAAGUCUGUUCAGUUAUGUACGAAGUCAUCAGACAUGUCUUAAAAUGUAUGGUAGUAAGUAGACAUGUGUUAAAAUAGAUGGUAGUAAGUAGACAUAAGACAUGUCUUAUGUGUUGACGCAGUUAGACCUCAUACGCAUAUCUAAAUAUAUGUAAUUACACGACAUAGUUUGUAGAUUUUUUGAAUAUAUAGCAGAAAUAAAUAAUUUCAUAUAAUAUGUGGUAGAAAUGAGACAUUUCUUAUAUGUGUUACGAAUAAGACAUUUCCUAUAAUAUGUGGUAGGAAUAAAACAUUUUUAUAAUGUGUGGUAGGAAUAAGACAUUUCUUAUAAUAUGUGGUAGGAAUAAGACAUUUGUUAUAACUUUUUAAAGCAAGGACAAUUGUACAUAGUUUAGGAUGUGUGUUAACAAUCAGGAUUUGAUAGAACGUAUCGUAGCAAAAAUAUAAAUUUUAAAGAUAUUUGGCAUACAGUGUUUCGUAGAUUAAUGGUAGAUUGUUGAUAGAUUGUUGAUAGAUUGUUGAUGGAUUGUUGAUAGAUUGUUGAUAGAUUGUUGAUAGAUUGUUGAUAGAUUGUUGAUAGAUUGUUGAUAGAUUGUUGAUAGAUUGUUGAUAGAUUGUUGAUAGAAUGUUGAUAGAUUGCAUUUAUGUUACUCUGAGAAGGUAGAAUAGCCAUCAUGUCUCACCAUACUGCCAUCAUGUCUCACCAUACUGCCAUCAUGUCUCACCAUACUGCCAUCAUGUUUGACCAUACUGCCAUCAUGUCUCACCAUACUGCCAUCAUGUUUGACCAUACUGUCAUGUCUCACCAUACUGCCAUCAUGUCUCACCAUACUGCCAUCAUGUCUCACCAUACUGCCAUCAUGUCUCACCAUACUGCCAUCAUGUCUCACCAUACUGCCAUCAUGUCUCACCAUACUGCCAUCAUGCCUCAACAUACUGCCAUCAUGUUUGACCAUACUGUCAUCAUGCCUCACCAUACUGCCAUCAUGUUUGACCGUACUGCCAUCAUGUCUGACCGUACUGCCAUCAUGUCUGACCGUACUGCCAUCAGGCUUGACCACAUGACUUACUGCUGUCAUUUAUUGUGUUUGCCACAGGAUAUGGUGGUUGCCGUCAAGCCGGUCCGAUGGACGCACUUACAGUUGAGCAAGAAAGAACUGCUACAAGAUCUGAACAUGGUUGGUUGAUGACACAGCUACAAUGCGUAAAUGACAUCGAAUGACACGAUCAUUAGGACAUGUAUUGGUGACAUGAUGUGAUAUCGUUAUCAGAUAACGGGAUCCGAGGACAUGUAAAGUUUAAGCGAUCCUACAGAUGACACGAACGAUCAAAUGACAUGAUCAGAUGACAUGAUCAGAUGACAUGCUAUUAAAAAGAGCUUUUGAUUAAGAGUUAUAAUAUUUUGAGCAAACAAAACAGUUAGACAAAUAUUUAGUCUCCAACACAAGGACUACAUCUCCUGUCACAUCCAACACAAGGACAACAUACCCUAUCACAUCCAACACAAGGUCAACAUCUCCUGUCACAUCCAACACAAGGACUACAUACCCUGUCAAAACAAACAUAAUGGCAACAUUAUCUGUCAUGUCUAACACAAUGACGACAUUUUCUUACUUUCAAGGUGAAAGAGCUGUCCCAUGACAAUGUCAACCUGUUCAUAGGGGCGUUUGUCUCCUCCGUGCCUGGCUCCAGCUAUGUCCUGUUUCGCUACUGCUCUAAAGGAAGUCUCCAAGAUGUCCUGGACAAUGACGACAUCAAACUAGACUGGAUAUUUAGACUUUCUUUUGCUCUCGACCUUUCUAGGGUAAGUGGCAGGUGUAAAACUAAGUAGACACGAGAGCAAAGUGGAAUAUUAAACUCCUAAUGUAUUCUAGUGUAAGUGCAGAAUUAAACUCCUAAUGUGUUCUAGUGUAGGUGCAAAAUUAAACUCCUAAUGUAUUCUAGUGUAGGUGCAAAAUUAAACUCCUAAUGUGUUCUAGUGUAAGUGCAAAAUUAAACUCCUAAUGUAUUCUAGUGUAAGUGGAAAAUUAAACUCUUAAUGUAUUCUAGUGUAAGUGCAAAAUUAAACUCUUAAUGUAUUCUAGUGUAAGUGCAGAAUUAAACUCUUAAUGUAUUCUAGUGUAAGUGCAGAAUUAAACUCUUAAUGUAUUCUAGUGUAAGUGCAGAAUUAAACUCCUAAUGUAUUCUAGUGUAAGUGCAGAAUUAAACUCUUAAUGUAUUCUAGUGUAAGUGCAGAAUUAAACUCCUAAUGUAUUCUAGUGUAAGUGCAGAAUUAAACUCUUAAUGUAUUCUAGUGUAAGUGCAGAAUUAAACUCCUAAUGUAUUCUAGUGUAAGUGCAGAAUUAAACUCUUAAUGUAUUCUAGUGUAAGUGCAGAAUUAAACUCCUAAUGUAUUAACCCCAAAAACUCCUGCUACUGAAACACAGUUGUUAUGAAUCUGUGGGCUGUUUUCAGAAGCAGCCAGGAACAAGAUUUAAACAUACUUUAUUUUUACAAUGUUAUUUUUUUUGUUUUUUUGUUUUAGCAAAGCAAGAUAACUUGUAUAAUAAUAGAACUAGAGAUAAAUAUUGUUUUAAAUCAGUCAUGUAGAGAGUGUUUAAUUUAAUAGCUAGGUUGUCAAGUUGGUUUAAAUAUACAGUGGCACCUCGGUAUACGUCCUUAAUCCGUUUCAGAUCCUUGGACUUACACCAAACAGGACGUUUACCAAACGUAUUUUUCCCAUAAGAAAUAAAAGGGAAAUGAUUAAUCCGUUCCCAUGACAACAAAAUCCUUUUGUUAUUGGCAUAUUAUAAAAUUAUUGCUUUAAAAUAUAUUAAUAAGACACGAACAAAUUAUUGACGUAGUUGUAUAAAAUAAUUUUAACACUGCUUAAUACUAAAAUACAUAAAUAAAAAGAACUUAAAUGAAAUACAUGAAAAUUGAGCCUCACUUGACCUUGGUGAGAAGAGUCAAGUGCUAACUAAUAUGGUGCUGAGAAGGAGGAGAUGGUAUUGUUUUGAAGGAGAGUCUGCUUCCAAUAAAACUUCAGGAAUAUGACAUUCUGAUGUUUUUUUACUUUUUUCUGUCUCUUUUCCCUAGUUGACCCUGGUUGAGGCUCACCAGGUUUAACUUUUACUAAAAAUCUGCCCAAAGAGCCUUGCUUUUGACUUUUCCUCAGGAUGGUUCGAAAAUGUGACAUCGUCUGGUUAUUCCAGACAAUGAUGUUAUGUCUCGUUUGGGCUUUGUUGCGGUGGUACUUCUCUGCAAAGCUUUUGACAUCCAUCCAUUUAGCAAAGAUGUCCUUGAUUAAUGAAGUAGGAGCUUCCUCUAUCUCCUCCUCCUCAGAGCCUGAAGAGAGUGCAUCCAUCCUAGUCUUUGAGCGACGUGUCAUUUUGACAUACGAGUUCUGGCACGCACGAGAGCCGUAUUCCAAACGAAGGUUGUAUACCAAAGCAAAAUGUUUCUCGUCCAAACAGGACGUAUACCAAGUUCGACUUAUUCCAAAGCAGACGUAUACCAGGGUACCACUGUAUCUUGAAGAGAGCGUUUGUUAAAUUGGGUUAUGCAGGGAGCUUAGUUUGUUGAAUUUUUCCUGGCAGGGUAUGGAGUAUCUUCACAAGACGCCUCUUCGUUCCCAUGGAAAUUUAAAGUCAAGUAACUGCGUCAUAGACAGCCGAUGGGUUCUCAAAAUAACAGAUUUUGGUGCCGUUGUGUCCUAUAGAAAACCUGAC
This is a messenger RNA of Lymnaea stagnalis (great pond snail), 27209 nucleotides long. The record is from the annotation of a GenBank genome assembly. Lineage: Eukaryota; Metazoa; Mollusca; Gastropoda; Lymnaeidae.